Molecule: messenger RNA, 402 nt
Organism: Gregarina niphandrodes
Lineage: Eukaryota; Apicomplexa; Conoidasida; Eugregarinorida; Gregarinidae
Exons: 2
Coding region: 1-402 (133 amino acids)
Biological process (GO): L-proline biosynthetic process
Molecular function (GO): pyrroline-5-carboxylate reductase activity
Source: RefSeq, a predicted model, not a curated record
AUGGCAUGUGGCUAUCCGGAGGAUAAGGUGGUCAGAAUUAUGCCAAAUACGCCCACUGAAGUGGGCAAGGGGUCGACAGCGAUUACCGCCGCGUCUUCCGCCCGCUCUACUGAGGCGUAUACCCAAGUUUACCAGUGGCUUUCACAAGCGACAGGUCUUGUGACAGAAAUUCCAGAGAAGGACUUCUCUAAAUUUACGGCAUCAUAUGGCUGUUCACCUGCGUAUAAUUACCUUAUUUUUGAAGCGUUAAAUGCCAUCAAAUUCAAAAUACAUGUGACGGACCCAUUGCGGACCCGGUCAUUAAAUCAUGCUGUAUGGUUAUCACUUAUGCGGUUACCACUUAUGCAAUUCCCCAUUUCACUUAUGCAAUUCCCCAUUUCACUUAUGCAAUUCCCCAUUUAA